This is a messenger RNA of Postia placenta MAD-698-R-SB12, 1380 nucleotides long. RefSeq lists its product as hypothetical. The transcript has 5 exons. Lineage: Eukaryota; Fungi; Basidiomycota; Agaricomycetes; Polyporales; Adustoporiaceae. The annotation marks the transcript as partial. The record is from RefSeq and is a predicted model, not a curated record.
GACUGUGUGGUGUGUGGGCGUGUGCCUGGGAGCGGGGUCGGAGGAGGCAGCAGCCCGAACGUCAUACCGAGCAGCCCGAUCGAUCCCUCCGUGUCAGCCCGGAGGCGGCCUUCGUAUUCCAUUGGACCCACUGGUUACAACAACCCGGGUGGCUCCCGCCUGGGCUCUGAGCUCCUUAUGGGUAUCCGCGCCUACCACGGGCUUGGCUUCCAAGCCCUUGCCCAAGAACUGGUCUAUCCCCGCACAGUCCUCAAUCCAGCGCACCGAACAGGCGCGUCAACCGGCCCUUGGCCGAUCCCGAUUGCUGACAGCCCCGCAUCUCAUUUCAUACAACAUUGUUCAUGGAUCACGCCGAUUGACAGAAUAGUCGGCAUUCGCUCGCGUUGGGCUGUCCUCCGUCUUUCGGGACCGCCUGGUGAUAGGCUCUGGAUAGACGCGACGGAACAUAGUCCCUUCAUCGAGCCGAAACGGCGACAGGGGCGGUCAACCCCUGUCCAUUCCCCAUGGCACAAGAACUAUCGCGCGGCUUCUAGCUCCCCAGACUGCAGAAGCCUGCCCAGCCUUGUCUUAGCUUGGCGGCCAAGGCAGGGCCGUACAUGCAUCGGGAUUCAACACGCUCUGCGUCUGGCGCGCAGAGCAUGCGCUAGCAGCUGCUCGCACCGGUGCCGAGCUCUGCGCAAUGCCAUUCUUGACGUUUCCUGCACUUACCUGUCCAUGGGGCGGUCGGCGUACCGGGCAACGCAACCCGAGCGCAGGAGACAACAUUCCAUCCGCGGAGUAACCAGCCGUACGCCUGAGCGCCACGCACGACGCAAGGGAGACAGAGUUUCGCAUCUAGCCCGCGCGGGCGGGCACGAUGGCACCUACCCUGUCAAGGGCCAAUACAAUCCUGCGGGCUGCUGGGCCGCGUCGAACGGCAACGCGCGGGCUCCUGGCGCUCGGGUGGCGCGCUGCUGCCCCCGUGCGUCCAGCCCGCGAGCCGUGCAUGUGCAGAUAACGCGGUGGCUCCAGCCGACCGCUGAGCGGGGCAAAGCAGAGUGGCUUUUACGCGCGGGAUGGCGUAACCCGGGGGGCCAAUGGCAACAGGGGGCCAUCCGCGUCCCUGGGCGAGGGCGCAUCACGAUUCCUGGCCGCAUUCCGGCUCUGGGUAGCCCUUUCUGCUCUGAACGUGCCGCCCACGAUCAAGAAACCGAGAGGGUGCAUGUCCGUAUGCCUGGAGCCAGCCCCGAGAAUACCGAGGAUCGUCGCGCCGCUACGGGUCAUUACUUCAAGCAGUACGCGUGUGCAUGCUCCUCCGAGCACGGCGCGGGUAGCAUCCCUGUAUUUUCCGGGUGGCUGCGAUUGGCUGCAAAAAUGCAGAAACAUGAGCGUGCUUGCUGA